GCACAGGUGAUGCAGCAGAGCGCGCCACCGUAAUGUCCCCACCACGUUAUAUGGGAGUUAUAGGGCCCUGCACGUGAGUGUCAAUCAGUUUUGUCCCAUUGAAAUGUAGUGACUUAUAACAUCAAUUCAGACGCGAUUAUCCAAUCGGAUACACAAUCAUUAUAGCCACUACAUUUAAAUCGGCCAUUAUCUGUAAUGUUGGGUGGGUGGGGCUAAUAAGAAAAUAACUCAUUCAAUUACUCCCGGAGAGUACGUGGGGUACUUCUAGGUUGUUCUUGUGAUCAAUUUUGGUACUGAGAAAGUUGAUUCUGUUUUUACUGCCGUUAACCGAUGUGCAUGAUUGUUUAUAAGAAAUAACUUGCCUUCUCUCAUGAUCUCCUCUUAAUGGAAACAAUGAUGUCAGCGAUGUCAUGGAAAACUCAAGCUAAAGAACGUCAACAGGAAGUUUGUGAAUUGGUAAUAGACUAUGAUUGGGAAUUAUACAAGAAGUCUGAAAGAGAAUUUUUGGAGAGAAAAGUGAAAUAUAUAUUAUUUGGCCCUAUUGAAAAUGCACUUGACCCAGAAACAAAAUUAAUUAUUCAAAAAAUUUGUGCAAAAAUAUUAGAAGAAGGUAAUCGUGGUCAAUGCUCUAAAGAUGAAACUUGCAUGGCUUUUGUGUAUGUGUUUUGGACUGAGAAAGAGGAAGAAUUGAAAUCAUGGCCUGUGUUUAAAGUACCAAAUGAUAAAAGUGGUGUUGACUCAUCAUUUAUUGAUAUUAAUGCUCGAGUGUACAGUAGUUGGACAGACUUUCUUGAAAACAACCAGUUCCCUCCAUGUGAAUAUUGUUAUCCAUUGGGUGGCAGGUACACCACAGACAGCGAGGGUACAGUUGUCAUUGAGUUUGGGAAGUCUCCUGCAACUAGGUUGUCAAAAAGUGUAAUACAAUGUUUAGAUUAUGCUAAUGCAGGUUUGGCAGUUGGUACCACUGCAAUUGCUGCAGCUUCACUUUUUGUUCCAGUAGCAGGCCCUCUGCUCCAAGCAUCUCUCUGGCUUACUAGAGGAAUCUGUGCUUAUACUACUAUGCGUUCAGGGUCAACUUUGAUUGACAGAGGAACCCACAAACAAAGUUUAGGUUUGCAUGAUGGGGAGUCACGUAACUGUUGGCUGUCAAUUGGUGGGAGUGUUAUGGGAGUAGCUUCGAGUUCAGCUACAACUGUCACUGCUAAAAUGGCUCAAUCCGGUAAAGUGAUGGGUAGGUUUGGUUGUGCCACUGUAACAGCAUUAAAUGUAGGUAAUGUUGCAGUGAAUGGUUUAGGUCUUUUGAACAGCUUUCACUUACUUAUUGAUAAAUUGAAUAAAGAUCAGCUUACAAGUCUGGACGUGUUUCAGUUUUCAGCAUCUCUCUUACUUUUUGCUCAUGCUGCAGUUAACGUUCAGACUGCGAAAUCGAUUAUUGAAAACACCCAAAAUGGUGUUCUUCAAGAAUUUGAAAAUAACUUAAGAAGUAAUAGGCACAGAAAAAUGUUUCGUAAGGUUGCAAGAAAUACUAAAUAUGAGAAAAAUACUAUAGAAGGAAAUGCUCAAGUAAUUAGGUCAUUGAAACAUAUAAAUAAUGUUGAUGACUUUUUCUCAGCAUUAGUGAGAAUGGACAAACAAUUUCGUCCCACUCAAAGUAGAGCAACAUUCACUGAGGGAGGCAUAAUUACAGUCAAUGAAAAUUUGUCUAUUGAUCCUAUCCAACUUGUGCAGGCUACACCAGAUCAAAGAGUACAGAUACUUGAAGCUACAAAGAAAUAUGCUGGUAAUCAGAUAUCUGAGGCAGAAUUUAAAUCAAUGACCGAAUCAAUCAUUGGAAAGUCACCAACAGCAUUUGUUCAGCAAGACUCUCAGCUACUAAAGAUAGCAUCAUUGAAAGAGUUGCUUGGUCUUGAAAAUACAAGAGGCAAAUCUGUUCAAAAGAUUGGAUCAAAGUUCUCUUACCCUCUUCUUAAUGCCUAUGAAAGAAUGGAGUUGAUGACCAUGUUAAAAAAGUUUGCUGAAUCGGAUCAUGAACGAAUAUUGCAAAUAGCUAGCACACUGCUAAAGGCUUUAGGAUGGACUUCAGGACUUCAGUAUGUUGAAGUGGCUUACUUUGUUUGUGGAUUGAUCAGAAGUAUUGCAAGUAAUAACAAAGUAGGUAAAGAUGCAGAGAUUUCUGAAUCUCUUGUGGAAGAAUUUCGUAAAGAUUAUUUUGCAGAAUCUUCAGAUGAAAUGGUUGAAAAAAACACUGAGCUAAAAUACACAGAACAACACCCACUUGUAAUUAAUAGGUCUUUCUGGGUUAAAGGUGAACUGAAUUUACUUUCUGAAGAAGAAAUUUUGGAUGUGUGUCGGCAGAGUUUAUGUACAGAGCUGUGGCCAACUGACUGCAAUAUUGACCAUGAUGGUUCUAAUAUAUUUGUUAACAUUGAUGAAAAGCUCGUAGUUAUACAAUGCAAUUUUGAAGAAGACAAGCUCUCUGCUUAUAUUGCUGUAGCUGCUUCUCUAUAG
Messenger RNA from Gryllus bimaculatus (two-spotted cricket), 2508 nucleotides. The record is from the annotation of a GenBank genome assembly. Lineage: Eukaryota; Metazoa; Arthropoda; Insecta; Orthoptera; Gryllidae.